Molecule: messenger RNA, 360 nt
Organism: Funneliformis mosseae
Lineage: Eukaryota; Fungi; Glomeromycota; Glomeromycetes; Glomerales; Glomeraceae
Source: the annotation of a GenBank genome assembly
AUGUCAGAAGCAAGUGAGUCACCUGAAAUACGUCGAAAGAGAUUAGCUAAAGAAAGACAGGCCAGUCUUCAAAAAAGGAGAAAAAUUGUCAAUGAUGAAAAUUGCCCACCUGAAACGCGCCUGCGACCUAAACAAGAAGUAGAGCCAUCUGGUAUACGUCAGAAUUGUUUACCUAAAGAGAAUCAAGUCUGUUCAAGAAAGAGGCAAAAUGUCAAUAUUACCAUUUAUCAUCGUAUUGAUUCGUUGCUACCAGAAGAAGGUUCUCAGCUGGCAUUUGCGCAAUUAUAUAUCUAUGACUCUGUAUAUGAGAAUGCACAUCGUCAUAACAUUAUGGCAGACUUAGACGAUACCAUUCUAUAA